Messenger RNA from Stegastes partitus (bicolor damselfish), 714 nucleotides. It is a transcript of the gene mrpl22, whose product is annotated as mitochondrial ribosomal protein L22. Gene Ontology annotation, cellular component: mitochondrial large ribosomal subunit; ribosome. Gene Ontology annotation, biological process: translation. The transcript is spliced from 7 exons. Lineage: Eukaryota; Metazoa; Chordata; Actinopteri; Pomacentridae. Gene Ontology annotation, molecular function: structural constituent of ribosome. Bases 24 to 644 code for a protein of 206 amino acids. The record is from RefSeq and is a predicted model, not a curated record.
UGUGGUGUCGUAAAGAAUCCAACAUGGCGACUGCAAUGACAGGACGUGGUCUUAUUAGGAGUUUAUGUGGACUGUUGCAAACAAGGUUACAGGUUCUGGGCACUGGCCCUCUGCAGCUCUCAUGUCUCCACACCAGCAGUUCACUAGAAUCAAAGAGGUGGGAGAGGAAGAACCUGAAAGUUUAUCCGCCUCAGCUGCCAGAUGAACCUCCCAGACCAGCAGAGGUCCACCACAGCAGGAGGCAGAUCAAAUACAGCAAAGAUAAGAUGUGGUACCUGGCUAAAAUGAUCGAAGGGUUGAGCAUCGAUGAGGCCGUGGCACAGCUGGAGUUCAACGACAAGAAAGGAGCAAAAAUCAUGAAAGAGGUCCUUCUUGAGGCUCAAGAGAUGGCGGUCAGGAAUCACAACGUCGAGUACAAAUCCAACCUGUAUGUAGCCCAGUCAAACACCGGCAAAGGAAAGUACCUGAAGCGGAUCCGGUACCACGGCCGGGGCAGGUUCGGCAUCAUGGACAAAGUCUACUGUCAUUAUUUUGUCAAGCUGGUGGAGGGUUCGCCGCCCAAGAAGGAGACGAAGACGGGCUUCGACCAGGCCAAAGAGUACGUCCAGAACCUGAAGGACCGAACCAUCAUCCACAGUCUGUAGACUCCUGUGUUCCCAAGAUUUAAUGUGUGUUUCAUGCGAUACUUGUAAAUAAAAACGUGAAUGAAUGAGA